CUUCCAGAAUUAAAAUCGUCUGAUUUCUACUACCAAGGAAAAAACGGAAAAACAAAUAGUCUGAUUCUUCUUCUUCUUUUCUACGCCGGGAAACAGCGCCGCUGCUGCCGUCGACUUUCAGAAAUGGAUGUAGAUGAGGACAAUUCGGUUUCAACUUCAGUCGCAGAGGUUCCAGUUAAUGGUGACAAUCAGACCGGGGUUUCUGAUGUUGGUGGUUCUUUGCUCAUUCCAGGUUCCGCUUUUGUUCCCCCUGCAAUCCCGCCGCCUCCAGUGCUACCGACUAUUGCUCCAAUUCCUGUUCCAAUCCCUCGACCUUUGGCACCCAUCCCUGUUCCUCCUCCUCCUGUGCUUAGGGCCCCAGUUGCUCAAAAUGGAGAGGCAAUGGUCAGCGAUUCUGAUUCGGAGGAUGAAUCAGGGCCUACACGAGAUGCAGGGUCUUCCGCUGAUUAUGAGAUUUCAGAGGAAAGUAAAUUGGCCAGAGAGCGGCACGAGAAAGCAGUGCAAGAGCUUCUUAAUAGGAGACGGGCCGCUGCUCUUGCUGUGCCUACGAACGACUUAUCAGUGCGAACCCGUCUGCGUCGACUUGGUGAGCCCAUUACGCUCUUUGGAGAGCGGGAAAUGGAAAGGCGAGAACGGUUGCGAAACCUUAUGGUGAGCCUCGAUUCUGAAGGCCAGUUGGAGAAGCUGAUGAAGGCUCACGAGGACGAAGAAGCUGGUCCUCCUUCCGCCCUGUCCGAGGGACCUGAGGAAGAAAUUCAGUACCCCUUCUACACUGAAGGAUCGAAUGCGCUUCGUGAGGCUCGAUUAGAUAUUGCAAGGUAUUCCAUUGUCAAGGCCGCUUUACGUGUGCACCGCGCUAAGAGAAGGAGAGAUGAUCCGGAUGAAGACUUGGAUGCAGAGGUAGAUUGGGCAUUGAAACAGGCCAGCAGCUUGACCCUUGAUUUCAGUGAAUUUGGAGAUGAUAGGCCUCUUUCUGGAUGUUCAUUUGCACACGAUGGAAGUAUGCUUGCCACCUGUUCUCUGAGCGGAGUUGCAAGGAUAUGGAGCAUGCCGAAGCCAAACAGAAUUGCCGCGUUAAAGGGUCACACGGAGCGAGCUACAGAUGUUGCAUUUUCUCCCACAGGGGACCAACUUGCAACGGCCUCUGCUGAUAGGACAGCAAGACUGUGGAACAAAGAAGGAGCUCUCUUGAACACAUACCAGGGUCAUUUAGAUCGUCUUGCUCGUAUUGCAUUUCAUCCAUCAGGCAAAUACUUGGGGACAACUAGCUUUGACAAGACUUGGAGGCUAUGGCAUGUUGAGACAGGUGUGGAGUUACUUCUCCAAGAAGGACACAGUAGAAGUGUGUAUGGAAUAGCUUUCCAAAGUGACGGUGCCUUGGUAGCAUCAUGUGGACUCGAUGCGCUAGUUAGAGUAUGGGACUUGAGAUCUGGGAGAAGUAUUCUUGCCUUUGAAGGCCAUGUUAAGCCGGUAUAUGGUGUCAGUUUCUCCCCCAACGGCUAUCAUUUGGCUUCUGGUGGUGAAGAUAAUACUUGCCGUAUCUGGGAUUUAAGAAAGAAAAAAUCACUUUACGUAAUACCAGCUCACUCAAAUCUUAUAUCUCAAGUAAAAUUCGAACCUCAAGAAGGCUAUUUCUUGGUUACUGGUUCAUAUGAUACAACAGCCAAGGUGUGGUCAUCAAAAGAUUUUAAGCCAGUCAAGACAUUAUCUGGGCAUGAAGGGAAAGUCACAUCACUGGAUAUUGUAGGAGAUGGUCAGUGUAUUGCAACUGUCUCACAUGAUCGUACCAUCAAGUUGUGGUCUGCUAGCAGCGAUGGAGAAGAUGAUAAGCAGCUAAUGGAUGUCGACUGACCUAGCUACCCUUCGCAUUGAUGCAAUUUUUCAAGGGCACUGUGUUGUCAUCGAGUUAAAACCAGGUUCCCUGGGCUGUGGUGAGGCAAAAUAUUUGCCGAUGGAAGCAUUAUCACAUUGAUGAACAAUGGUGGCCUAGUCGGCAAAGAGAAAAGAGUUCUGGCAGAAGGUAGAAGUUGUAUGGAGUAAAAGCCUGUAAAAGGAAACGGAGGCAAAAAACAAAAAGAGCUAUUUUGAUUCCUACCACUACUCAUAUUUUGGAAAUGUGGUAAUAUUUUUUCAGUCAGUAGUCUCCCAUUCGGUUCCAGAGUCAGUUUUUAACAAUUUCCAUGACUGAAAUGCUCUUCCCACACUGGUAGUAGCCACAGGCAAAACAAGGGGGGGAGCUUUAUAAGUUUUUAUAUACCAAUGGAAAGUAAGUUCCUUCCAACAUUUUCUAUUGCCUUCAAAUCAGCAGAAGCUUUACUAGACAAAGCCAAGUUGAUUAGCUAGUGCCAAACUUUCAAUAUAUGCUGAAAAUCAGAUGUACAAGCUCAGCAAAAUGAAGCUACUUUUGCUUGUCAAAAGCACGUAACAGAUUUUCUAGACAAGCCAUAGAAAGAAGUAAUUUGGCAUUUUCUCAUGUGAAACGAUCAUUAAGUUCUUGUUGCGUAUCCUUAACUUCAUUAAAUAAACUUAACUCGUAGUGGUGC
Molecule: messenger RNA, 2543 nt
Organism: Oldenlandia corymbosa var. corymbosa
Lineage: Eukaryota; Viridiplantae; Streptophyta; Magnoliopsida; Gentianales; Rubiaceae
Source: the annotation of a GenBank genome assembly